This is a messenger RNA of Brienomyrus brachyistius, 1971 nucleotides long. RefSeq names its product aspartate beta-hydroxylase domain containing 2 (gene asphd2). The record is from RefSeq and is a predicted model, not a curated record. Lineage: Eukaryota; Metazoa; Chordata; Actinopteri; Osteoglossiformes; Mormyridae. The transcript is spliced from 5 exons. Bases 783 to 1886 code for a protein of 367 amino acids.
CACAUGAAUCCACAGCUCGUGCUGGUGCUGGUGCAGCCCCUCCCAAGCCGCCUGUUUACUCGGAGUGGCGCCCCGUCACUCGCAGCUCCCUGCAUGCUUUGCGCGCGCGGGCGGAAGUUCCUGCGUCACGCUCAGUGGAGUGUAUUGCGGGAGAUGCAGUUCGCCAGCGGACGGAUCGAGCGCCUCCGAUCACCUGUUACUCCAUGAAAAGCCGCGCAUCCACAGCGAUUACUUUCAGCGACUUGCCAUUCAGCAUUAACUCUCUCAGCGGACUUCCCCUGUCACGCUUCGGCUAACGACGCCCGAAGCCUCCAGCCGUCCGUACGGAUCAGUAAGAAGUAUAUUUAUGGAGAGCAGUGAGUAGGGGAGCGUGUGUGCGCGGUGCGCGGUAAGAUGCGGGCACUUUGCGCCCGUUAACGGCCGUUUGCGAGGCGCCCCAGCCCCUGUGCCCAGGUAGGCGGCUCUGAUUGACAGGCGUGAAUGAUGCGGCUCUUGGUGCGCCAGUCGCUGGCCUGAGCGGACGGCGGCGACCCCCCCUCCCCUCCCCUCCCAGUGUAGGCAGCAGAUGCCCCACAGCCCGCUGUCUGCCUGUGUCUCGUCAGAGGGAACUGCGCACCGGGUGGAGCUGGCGCUGUGCACCCAGGGGGCAGACCCUUGCUGGACCUCCAUUCCAGGCGGAGGCGCCAUGAGGACUUGAGCCGGCUGGAACGUCGCUGAGCCUGUGCCUCGCUUGCUGCCCGCCCUGCGCUGCCCAUCCUGCGUGGACCACCCACGCAACAGCUAUGGAGUGGUCCCUGGAGGGGGUGCGGGGACUGGUGGCGGGCGGCAUGCAGUCGGUGCGGGAGUGUGAGUCCAGCGCCCUGGGCACCGGCCUUUGUCUCCUGCUGCUCUUUGUCUGGUACUGCUACCGUGUGGGGCGAGAGCACGGCUCCCCGCCACCGCUACGUGGGGGCUAUGUCAGCGAGCCAGGCCGCUUGACGGUGGGAGGCGGCCCUCGGAUGUCACUGAGUGGCUCUGAGGCUGGGGGGGCCAGGGUAAAGGGGGGGCCGGCCGGCAGUGCAGAGGAGCAGAAUGGAUUCGCCUACUGCCAGUCGGCAGAGUGCUUCCGCUGCGUCCAACCUGGCGAGGGCCUGAACCAGCGGCUCUACCACAGCCUGCAGGACUAUGCCAAGCGCUACACCUGGGCCGGCAUGGGCCGCGUGCACAAGGGCGUGCGUGAGCAGGGCCGCUACCUGAGCAGCCGCGCCUCCAUCCAGAAGCCGGAGGUCUUCUUCCUGCCUGACUUGCCCUCAGCGCCCUUCUUCUCGCGUGAGGCCCAAAAGCAUGACGUGGAGCUGCUGGAGCGGAGCUUCCCAGCUCUGCUGGCCGAGUUCCAGAGUGUGUACCAACAGGUGCCGGCACGGGCCGGCGUGCAGCUGCCGACCGGCUGGAAGGCCAACGGCACGCCCCGCGGCCAGUGGUGGACCUUCUACCUGGUGAACCAGGGCACGCCCCUGGCCCGCAAUGCCCGUCGAUGCCCACGCACCUGGCGUGUUCUGGGCCAGCUGCGUACCUUCAUCGCCAACAACGUGUUCGGUAACGCCUGCUUCUCCGUCCUGAACCCCGGCACUCUGGUCACUGAGCACUACGGACCCACCAAUGUACGGCUGCGCUGCCACCUGGGUUUAAAGGUGCCCCCCGGCUGUGAGCUCGUUGUCGGGGGGGAGCCCCAGUGCUGGUCUGAGGGGAGCUGCCUCCUAUUCGAUGACUCCUUUCUGCACACUGCCUUCCACGAGGGCAGCGUGGAGGACGGACCCCGGGCUGUCUUUAUGGUGGACCUCUGGCAUCCCAACGUGGCGGCUGCCGAGAGACAAGCACUGGACUACAUCUUCACCCCUGGCCGCUGAGGGGAACGGAGGGAUAAGGGAGAGGGGGUGAGAGAGAGGGAGAGAUGGGGGGAGGAGAGAGCGGAAGAGGGGGAAGAGGAGAGAG